Lodderomyces parapsilosis is the source of this 1515-nucleotide messenger RNA. RefSeq lists its product as uncharacterized. The transcript has a single exon. Lineage: Eukaryota; Fungi; Ascomycota; Pichiomycetes; Serinales; Debaryomycetaceae. The record is from RefSeq and is a predicted model, not a curated record. Gene Ontology annotation, molecular function: monooxygenase activity; oxidoreductase activity, acting on paired donors, with incorporation or reduction of molecular oxygen. Bases 1 to 1515 code for a protein of 504 amino acids.
AUGGCACCUUCAUCCAGAACCAAUGGCAACACCACCACCAAACCAAAAAAGCAAUUGAAGCUCUUUGCUUUUGAAAUGGGUUGUUCUGGUCUUCAAGCUCCCGGGCUCUGGAAGCAUCCAAAGGACCAAUCACGCAACUUCAACACCAUUGAAUAUUGGACAUCAUUAUCUCGAUUACUUGAACGUGGUAAAUUCAAUGGAUUAUUCAUUGCUGAUGUAUUAGGGCCAUAUGACGUAUACAAUGGUCCCAAAAAUUUCACGGCUGCUGCUACUUCAGGGGCUCAAUUCCCCACUAUUGAACCACUGGCUGUAAUCAGUGCUUGUGCUGCAGUUACUACUGAAUUGGCAUUUGGCAUUACAUUUUCCACCAUUAGUGAAUCCCCCUACCAUUUUGCUAGAAGAUUAGCCACAUUGGAUUGGUUGACCAAAGGUAGAGUUGGAUGGAAUGUUGUUAGUUCGUAUUUGGACUCUGCUGCUAGGAACUUGUUGAAUGGGGAGGAUUUACCACCACACGCUGAAAGAUACCAACGAGCUGAAGAGUAUAUUGAAGUCAUUUACAAGUUGUUUUUAAGUUCGUGGGCUGAUGAUGCGGUUGAAUUACGUGAUGGUGUCUUUUCCAAUCCCGACAAGAUUAGACAAAUCAAUCACAAGGGUAAAUGGUUUGAAGUUCCUGGUCCAUUUAUUGCUGAACCUAAUCCGUAUCAAAGAUUACCGGUGAUUAUCCAAGCCGGUACAUCAAGCGCUGGUAAAAACUUUGCCGCGCAACAUGCUGAAGUUGUAUUUGUCACUCAAUUUGCACCUGAAGCAUUGGCAAAACUGAUAAAAGAGAUUAAACAACUUGCAUUGGAGAAGUUUGGUCGUCCCGAAGGAUCAAUCAAGUUUUUACAAUUGAUUACUCCCAUAAUUGGUAAUACACAAGAAGAAGCUGAGGCCAAGUAUAAGGAAUAUCAAAGCUAUGGUGAUAUUGAAGGCGCACAAGCGUUGUUUUCGGGAUGGACUGGUAUUGAUAUCAGUCAAUACCAAUAUGGUGAAGAUAUAACUGCAGUUGGAACCAAUGCCGUUAAAUCAUUUCUUGAAUUGUGGAAUAAAAAGGCUCCUGGUGAGCCAGAACAUGUUCAAAAGACUAGGGAACACGUUGCCAAGCAAAUUACCGUUGGUGGAUUGGGUCCUGUGCUUUAUGGUACUGCUGAACAAGUGGCUGAUGAAAUCGAACGAUGGGUUCAAGUGUCUGAUGUUGAUGGAUUCAACAUUACAUAUGCUGUACAACCAACUACAUUUGAGGAAGUUGUUGAGUUUUUGAUUCCUGAACUACAAAGAAGGGGAUUAGUUUGGGAUGAUUAUCCAAAUUUAGGACGGCCAUUGACUUUUAGAGAACAAUUGUUUGGUGUUGAUCGUAAAGAUUCGAGCUUUUUGUUGGAUACCCACCCAGCUCAUAAGUUGAGAUGGAAAGCCGGUGAAACGAAGGAGGAGUUUGAAGCGAGAUUAAAUAAGAAGAGGGGAAGUGAGGAGGUGUGA